Molecule: messenger RNA, 2536 nt
Organism: Sphaerodactylus townsendi
Lineage: Eukaryota; Metazoa; Chordata; Lepidosauria; Squamata; Sphaerodactylidae
Product: zinc finger protein 3-like
Exons: 3
Coding region: 513-1469 (318 amino acids)
Biological process (GO): negative regulation of transcription by RNA polymerase II; regulation of immune system process; regulation of cytokine production
Source: RefSeq, a predicted model, not a curated record
GCUUCCUAGGUCAGGGUCUGCCGCGGCUGCUUCCUCCAUUGUGAACCCCCCAAAAGUCCGGGCACGGCUUGGUAAGCGAGGGCGCCCCUCUCGCAGCGCGCCCGGAGCUUUACGCACAGCUGGCGUUUGGAGCGCUUUGGGGACGGGCGGGCUUUUGGCACCGGCGCCUCCUUUGCGCGCCUCGCCCUCGCAGGUGCUGCUGCUGCUGUUGCUGAAUCGGGCCCUCUCUGAGCAUCCUGGAGUGGCUAAAAAGCGUUGGGAGUCAUGAGGUGGCAGAAGGAGGGGUCGGGGCGCCGUGCAGACUUGGCAGAGAAAAUAGUCAUGCUGCAGAGCUCGAAAUGUACAGCAAAUGCAGGAUCUCGUAGCAUGAGCAUGGUGUUUCUAGUUCUCGUGGUGUGUCAGUUCACCCAAAUAGCAACCAGCUAAGCUUAUUAUGAUAUGAAGGUGACAGUGUGGUGACAGAAAGAGAAUAUUGGGCCAUGGAGGACAGUCUGCAGAGCCCUUCUUUCUAAAUGUUCCAAAAGAUGCUAACCAUCAUUCCUCAGUUCAACCGUCAUCGUGGCAGCAAUCUCCAAGUGAAAACAGCAGCAGAAAGGAUGCCCCGGGCUCGCCCCAUGAAAGCCGUUCAGGGCAUUAGAAAACGCAAAGACUUUGUGGUGCAUCAGGGCACCCAGACAGAAGAGAAACCCAACAUUUGCAUUGAGUGUGGGAAGACCUUCAGCCAGAGCUCCAGUCUGGUCAACCACCGGCGAACACACUCCGAUGAAAAGCCCUAUAAAUGCCCCGACUGUGGGAAAAGCUUUGGGGUCAGCUCCAGCCUGAAUAGACACCAGAGAAUCCACACAGGGGAGAAGCCCUACAGAUGCCCUGACUGUGGGAAAAGAUUCAAUGACAAGUCCAACCUCACCCAGCACCAGCGGAUCCACACAGGCGAGAAACCCUACAAAUGCAUUGACUGUGGCAAAUGCUUCAGCCGCAGCUCCCACAAAAAGCACCACCUGCGACACCCACUGGGGAAGAAGCUGAAGAACGGUGCCCAGGCAGACGGUGCUUGUGCUGCAGCUGGCAAAAAGCCAAAAUCCAGGCGGAAAGUGGAAGUGCUGAAUACCUGCACAGAAUGUUGGCAGAGCUUCAGCCAGAAUGCGGAUCUCAUCAAGCACAUGCGCAUCCACACUGGCGAGAAGCCCUAUCAGUGCAAUGUCUGCGAAAAGUGCUUCAGCGUCAGCUCCAACCUGUUCAGGCACCAGCGAAUCCACACAGGGGAGAAGCCAUACGUGUGCUCGGACUGUGGGAAAAGAUUCACUGACAAAUCCACCUUAGUUCAGCACCAGCGGAUCCAUACUGGAGAGAAACCCUAUGCCUGCAGGUUUUGUGGCAAGAGCUUCAGCCACAGUUCACACCACAAGAGACACGAGAAGAUCCAUAAGGGAGAAUAUCCUUUGCUAGCUUUCCCUGCCUCACUGAUCUAGCCAGGUGUGGGGCGAAAGGACAGGGGCUCCUAGAGAGCAUCUUUUUUCAGAAGCAUCCAAACAGUUUUCAAGACCAGCAGCUAAAGCUUUUGGCUAGGAUGGGGUCAUGAUCUGAUUGCCGGACUACUGGAUCUCAGUUUGGUGAUCCUUGGAUCAAGCCCUCUUAUUGAGAUACUCUUGUUUCAAAAAGGGAUCCUCCAAACUAAUCAUCAAAAUGGCAAAGUAAAGAUUUUCCUGGACUGUACCAUUUGAGACUGUGUAUGUAUGAAGGGUGAGGGGCAUGUAUCCUCCUCAUUGGCAGUGCUGGACCUUUCUCCCUGAUUUAGUAGUUCUCCACAUACUGGGAGAAAUUUUUGUGUGUGACAUGGAACAAUUAAUCAUAACUGCAAUCCACCACUUGCAGUUUGAAACAGAUUAUGUCAAGAAAGGAUCUGCUACGGGAUUUUGCUACAUGUGUUUCUCGGCCUUUGGUCUCUUCGUAGAUACUGCCAUUUUCCUUCAGAAGUUCUUCCGGCAGUAGACUGGCGUCUUUACUAAAAACAAGCUUCUUCCUUCCACUGGGAAAAUGUUGAACACCCUGCUGCUUUUUGCUAACCUCAAAUGCUUCCUGCUCUCUCUUUUUUAAAAGAUCUGUUUAUAGAGCUACAUACAGACUGUGGUUCUUCCACUGUGUAAACAUUUCCUCCAUAAGCGAAAAGGAGCUUUGAAUAAGCAUGUUCAGACCUUGAAAGUGUUGUGCGGGGGCAGUCUCCUCCUUUACAAUGUACUUUUCAUAGUGGAGAGAGGGAGAGGCACCAGAAAUUUGGGCCCCACCAAUUCCAGCUGAUGCAAUUUUCUGAUGAAGACCGAAAUGGAACUCUGAAGCCUCCACAAAGACCCAAGUUCAGAUUUUCCUGUCCUUGGAGAAUAGCAUUGGUUAUGUCGGGACAUUUUAUGCUUGGCACGUACUCUUUUUAUAAAGCAUCUUUUUGUCAUUCCUGGUGUAUCAAAAAUGAAAUUGACUAGUUGCCCUUUGCAAUCUAUUCUACAAUAAUAGUUGUGGAGUUUCAAUUAAAAACAAGAAAACA